This is a messenger RNA of Aspergillus alliaceus, 1746 nucleotides long. Its product is annotated as branched-chain amino acid aminotransferase. Gene Ontology annotation, molecular function: branched-chain-amino-acid:2-oxoglutarate transaminase activity. Gene Ontology annotation, biological process: branched-chain amino acid metabolic process. Bases 193 to 1335 code for a protein of 380 amino acids. The record is from RefSeq and is a predicted model, not a curated record. The transcript has 2 exons. NCBI's taxonomy places the organism in Eukaryota, Fungi, Ascomycota, Eurotiomycetes, Eurotiales, Aspergillaceae.
UUCGUGGUGAAAGAUGUGAUCGUAUUGAUUGUUCAGCUGUUGAUACUUGACUGGCGCUAAGCUCUUUUCGGCCCAACUUUACCCAAGCAUGAAUCAUCAGCUUAUUCCCUCUACUUUUACUACUUCUUCUUUCCCCCAUCUUUUCACCUCAACAAUCUCAAUUCUUUCUACUCUUCAUCUCUCGUUUGAACAAUGGCUUCCUCUACCUUUCCGCCUCCCCCCGUCAGUUCCAUUGACUGGAACAAUGUCGGUUUUAAAGUCCGCGAUGUAAACGGCCACGUAGAAUGCCACUUCUCUCACAGCCAAGGCGGCAAAUGGAGCGCCCCCAAAUUCGUCGCCUCGCCCUACCUCGGCAUCCACGGCAUGGCCCCCGGCCUCAACUACGGCCAACAAGCCUACGAAGGCCUCAAGGCCUUCCGCCGCCCGGACGGGUCCAUCACCAUCUUCCGCCCAGACCGCAACGCCGUGCGCAUGCGUCGCUCCGCCGAAUUCAUCUCCGUUCCGCCCGUCCCCGAGGAACUCUUCGUCGAGAGCGUGAAGCUCGCCGUCGCAGCCAAUGCCGAGUUCGUUCCGCCGCAUGAAACCGGCGCCGCCAUGUACAUCCGGCCACUGGUCUUCGGCUCCUCGGCGCAGCUAGGUCUCUCGCCUCCUGACGAGUAUACCUUUGUGGUCUUUGUCAUGCCAACGGGCGUGUAUCACGGCGUGAACGCCGUUGAUGCCCUGAUCCUGGAGGACUUUGAUCGCGCUGCGCCGGAGGGCACGGGGUCAGCCAAGGUGGGCGGAAACUAUGCGCCGGUGUUGCGGCACAGCGGACGCGCGCAUAGCGAGGGAUUCGGCAUCACGCUGCAUCUGGAUAGUCGGACGAGGUCGGAGAUCGAUGAGUUCUCGACGUCGGCGUUCAUCGGCGUGCGGAAGGAUGCCUCGGGUGCUGUGACCCUCGUGCAGCCGGAUAGUAAGAACGUCAUUGACUCGGUGACGGCGGCAUCUGUUUGUGACAUUGGAGAGCGCGUGUUCGGGUUCAAGGUUGAGAAGCGCCGGAUUGCCUACGAGGAGCUCAAGGAGUUCAAGGAAAUUAUUGCUUGCGGGACGGCGGCUGCGCUGGUGCCGAUCCGGAGUAUUACAAUGCGGUCGCGGGGCGAUCGGCUUGCAUAUGAGGCGGGCGAGGACGGGCAGAGCGGUGGGGAUGUGUGCGUCAAGCUGCUGCAGACGCUGAAGGGAAUCCAAUCCGGCAAGAUCGAGGACAAGUUUGGAUGGACCUUCUCCGUGGAGAGGCCGCCGGCUGGCUGGGCUACUGCCGGUGGUGAGACCGAUCCAAGUGGUGUCAAUGUGCCAUGAACCAUGAUUUGCGUGACGGUGGGAAGUGAUCUGAUGGCAUGAGCUAAUUUCUGUAACAAUUUCCUACAUAGUAUAUUUCCUCCGGUAGCAUUGGUUCGAUAUAUCACAAAAAGUUCCCACAUUGCUUUUUGCCUUUCUCUUUUUCGGGGAGCCUUGGGAGACACGCUAUUAAUAGCCCACCAUAUCUGCGUAGUAAUCCACACUUUUCAGAAUACACUCCUACCUAAAGACACAGCAAAACCAAUAGCAAGCAAGAGCAAAAUACACCAAACCCAAUUACCGGAAAAAAAGAAUCCAAAAUGCCCAACACUAACCAGCCAAAACUCGGUACAUCAACCACGGAAACAAAACUACCCCCCAAAGGCCCGAACCGCGCCUUACUCUCGGGCGGUCAACCAAAAUAACAGAACC